GCCUCACCAAGAUUUUACAGAAUAAAUGCGGAGGGAUUCUAAUUCCUUCCUUCCUUCCUUCCCAUAUAAAAACAACUCUCGCCGUCUCUGAAAGCGAAACCCAAAUCCAAACCCUACCUACUUUUCUCAAACCCACGCCAACAUGCUUGGCGCUAUAAGGCGAAGACUCGUCUCUGGAGCCUCCUCUCCUUCGAUUUUGGGCCGCUCAUUGUCUUCAAUCCGACCUAUUGCAAACAAGGAGAUUUUACCUCAAAUCGGAGGAGGAUUGGGUCAUGUGCGCAAUUAUUCUCACCUCAUUUUAGCCGGUUCAUCGCAUUGUAUCAGAACUCCGAGGGAUGUUGGAAGCUCUAUUCAGCCAGAGCCUAUCAGGCAAAUGUGGAGCAGGCCCUUUUCUUCUGAGACUGGGGAUUUGGUUGAUGCUGUUGUGCCUUUUAUGGGUGAAUCUAUUACUGAUGGAACUUUGGCGACAUUCUUGAAGAAGCCUGGAGACUGGGUGGAAGUUGAUGAACCAAUUGCUCAAAUUGAAACAGAUAAGGUCACGAUCGAUGUUGCUAGUCCUGAAUCCGGUGUAAUUGAGAAGUUUGUAGCCAAUGAAGGGGAUACUGUGGAACCAGGCACCAAGAUUGCUAUCAUACUAAAGUCCGGUGAAGGUGUAUCCCAUGUGGGUCCAUCUGAGAAAACACUGGAGGAAGCUAUUCCACAACCAGCUUCCCCUGUAGAAACAAUUAGCAAGAAUGAAACAUCUAAAGUUGAAACAACUCCAGUUACCGAUAAGCCUAAAGGACCCUCCCCACCAUCUCCCAAACCCUCAGCUCAAGAACCUCAGCUCCCCCCUAAGGAACGAGAAAGACGAAUUCCUAUGACAACGCUUCGGAAACGAAUUGCUAAAAGAUUGAAAGAUUCACAGAACACAUAUGCAAUGCUUACAACAUUCAAUGAAGUUGAUAUGACAAAUUUGAUGAAUCUUCGUUCUGACUUCAAGGAUGCAUUUGUUGAGAAGCAUGGGGUCAAGUUGGGGCUUAUGUCGGGAUUCAUCAAGGCUGCUGUCAGUGGGCUCCAAAAUCAGCCUACUAUUAAUGCAGUCAUUGAUGGGGAUGAUAUCAUAUAUAGAGAUUACAUAGAUAUAAGUGUAGCCGUGGGUACUCCAAAGGGCCUUGUUGUGCCAGUUAUUCGUAAUGCUGAUAAGAUGAAUUGUGCUGAGAUAGAGAAGGAGAUCAAUUUCCUCGCAAAGAAGGCAAAUGAGGGACGUCUUUCAAUCGAUGAGAUGGCUGGAGGUUCAUUUACAAUAUCCAAUGGUGGAGUUUAUGGAAGCCUUAUAAGUACCCCCAUCAUCAACCCUCCUCAGUCGGCAAUCUUGGGUAUGCACUCAAUAGUGACCCGGCCAAUGGUUGUUGGGGGUGAGAUUGUCCCGCGGCCGAUGAUGUACAUUGCUCUUACCUAUGACCAUAGGCUGAUUGAUGGAAGAGAGGCAGUUUACUUCUUGCGUCGUGUUAAAGAUGUUGUGGAGGACCCAAGGAGGCUUCUCCUUGAUGUAUGAGGCCAAUCAGGAGUUGAAGUCGUACAAGGUAUCUCUCUGGUAUUCAAGAAUACAGUAUACUUUGAAUACGUAAACAUCAAUUUUUGUAGGGGUUAUUUUGUUGAUUGAGACCUUAGGUGGAACUUCAAGUGCGGCCGGUGGUUGUUAUAUCUGAAAUGAUAACUUUGGCAGGGUGUGUCAAAAUUAGUUGCUUGACCCAAUUCUAGUUGUUUUGUGCUUUAAUGAAUCUCUUGGAAGGGAUUUUGUCUCCAAGUGACACAAGUUUGUUCAAAUCUUGCCUUCUAUGUGAUUCUGCAAUGGCAUAUUGACUUGGACUGUAAUCAACCGUGUGUCUCAUGUUUUGAAUGGGUUGUUUUGUUUGA
Rosa chinensis is the source of this 1899-nucleotide messenger RNA. Its product is annotated as dihydrolipoyllysine-residue succinyltransferase component of 2-oxoglutarate dehydrogenase complex 2, mitochondrial. Bases 143 to 1537 code for a protein of 464 amino acids. The transcript has 14 exons. NCBI's taxonomy places the organism in Eukaryota, Viridiplantae, Streptophyta, Magnoliopsida, Rosales, Rosaceae. Gene Ontology annotation, cellular component: oxoglutarate dehydrogenase complex. The record is from RefSeq and is a predicted model, not a curated record. Gene Ontology annotation, molecular function: dihydrolipoyllysine-residue succinyltransferase activity. Gene Ontology annotation, biological process: tricarboxylic acid cycle.